Molecule: messenger RNA, 800 nt
Organism: Sitodiplosis mosellana (orange wheat blossom midge)
Lineage: Eukaryota; Metazoa; Arthropoda; Insecta; Diptera; Cecidomyiidae
Gene: Nf-YB
Exons: 2
Coding region: 137-703 (188 amino acids)
Biological process (GO): regulation of transcription by RNA polymerase II
Cellular component (GO): CCAAT-binding factor complex; nucleus
Molecular function (GO): protein heterodimerization activity; DNA-binding transcription activator activity, RNA polymerase II-specific; RNA polymerase II cis-regulatory region sequence-specific DNA binding
Source: RefSeq, a predicted model, not a curated record
GGAUCACAAAGCGUUUCAUUGACAACUUGUGCAUCCAUACACGAAAAUUCAAUAGCUAAACAAAAAGAAAUCCUUUUCCGUCACUUGAUUCGUGAAUAUUGGUGCAUUUGGAUUGAAAAAAAUUACGGCCAAAAAUAUGGACAAUCUCACGGAUCAAAUGGGACUUAUGAGUGAUGAUUUAAUUGAAGAAUGCUCUGAAGAUUCGGACGAUCAUCAUACAUCAAAACAUGCACCACUGCGGGAACAGGAUCGAUUUUUGCCCAUUGCAAACAUCGCGAAAAUCAUGAAACGGGCCAUACCAGAAAAUGGGAAAAUUGCAAAAGAAGCACGUGAAUGCAUCCAAGAGUGUGUAUCUGAGUUCAUAUCAUUCAUUACAUCAGAGGCUAGUGAACGUUGUCAAAAUGAAAAGCGAAAAACAAUCAACGGUGAAGACAUACUGUACGCCAUGUGUGCACUUGGUUUCGAUAAUUACGUCGAUCCAUUAACACUGUACUUACACAAAUACCGUGAAACUACCAAAACCGAUAGAAACAUCAACGAGGCAUCGAAUAGCAACACAACCAUAAUCAACACAAAUGGAACGGUGGCGAACACAAAUGCCACCGUCAACAAUAUAUCGGCUGCGAGUGGUAGUGUUGUAUUAGGACAAAUUGGUGAAAGUAUAUUGUACUAUGACUCACAGAAUCAACAGUUUCAACUUUAGAAUUUAAGAGAAUUUUCAUACUUUUUUUAAGAAACCUAAGCAUUGUAGAAUAAAAUAAAUAAAAAAAACAGAGCCAGUACAGUGUGUUCGAAAAAAA